This is a messenger RNA of Lotus japonicus, 1124 nucleotides long. Its product is annotated as protein LEAD-SENSITIVE 1. NCBI's taxonomy places the organism in Eukaryota, Viridiplantae, Streptophyta, Magnoliopsida, Fabales, Fabaceae. The record is from RefSeq and is a predicted model, not a curated record. The coding region runs from base 183 to 980 and encodes 265 amino acids. The transcript is spliced from 3 exons.
AACCACCAUACACAUCAUUAAUUGCAGCGGAGGGGCAAAAGCGUCGCUUCACCUCGAAGAAAAUUCCUCAUUUUCUCAUUUCUCUUUUCUCCCAUUCGCGUUGCAAAAUUGACAGAGGGGAAUCAAAGGCGGUUUCGUUCGGUUCUGCUCUGUUGGGGAGGGAAGAACAAGUAACAACACAGAUGGGGUUGCUUUCUAACAGAAUCACUAGAGAGAGCCUGAAACCAGGGGAUCACAUCUAUUCUUGGAGAACUGCAUAUAUAUAUGCCCAUCACGGAAUUUAUAUUGGUGAUGACAAAGUCAUUCACUUCACUAGACGAGGGCAAGAAGUAGGAACUGGUACUGUGCUAGAUCUUCUCCUCAUCAGUUCCGGACCAGCCAGAUCUCGAGAAAUUUGCCCAACCUGUGCAGCAGCGUCUCAAGAUCCACAUGGGGUCGUCUCCUCAUGUCUGAACUGUUUCCUAGCUGGCGGUGUCCUCUACCGGUUCGAGUACGCCGUCUCCCCCACUCUCUUCCUCGCAAAAGCCCGCGGCGGAACAUGUACUCUCGCAGUUGCUGACCACGAUGAUGUCGUGGUCCAUCGAGCGAAGUACCUGCUUGAAAAUGGCUUUGGUUGCUACAACGUUUUCAAGAACAAUUGCGAAGACUUUGCCAUCUACUGCAAAACCGGGCUCCUAGUUGUUGAUCACGGGAUAAUUGGGCAGAGCGGUCAAGCAGUUUCCAUCAUAGGGGGGCCUCUUGCUGCGGUUCUAUCCACGCCGCUUCGUCUGGUAACUACAAAUGUUUAUGGAAUGGCGGUGACCGCGGUCGGGGUUUACUGUGCCAGUAGGUAUGGGGCGGAUAUUGGAAUGAGGAGGGAUGUGGUGACAGUGCAAGUGGAAGACUUGACAACAAGGUUGGCCAAUGGCUUGUUGCAGGUGGUUGAAUCCCAAAUUUCUAUAAGUCCUGCUCGUCAAUCUCCUCAGAUUGUCAGCCAAUGAUUAAACAUUUGCUUUGUUUGAAUUUGUUGUGCUAUUAAUAUAUAAUAUAUACAGUGUAUGCGAGUCCUUUGUUUUUUAACAUCUGGGUGUGUAAGCAAUUUGAAAUUUAUUUGAAAGAUUCUCCAGUAUUAUGGAUUUGUAUAA